GUGAAACGUAGUCACAACAACAAUCUUGCAAAAUGUUUGUGAAGUUCGUUACACUCGUCGCCAUGGUGGCCGUGGUGUGCGCCAGCAACGACCUGUCCAGCUUCUCGUACAGCGUGGCGGACCCCUACACCGGCGACUUCAAGCACCAGAUCGAGAACCGCAUCGACAACAACGUGCAGGGCCAGUACUCGCUGCUGGAGUCGGACGGCACGCGCCGCACCGUGGACUACGCCGCCGGAGCUCAAGGCUUCAACGCCGUCGUGCGCAAGGACCCCGCGCUCAUCGCCGCCGCCCCUGCCAUCUCCUACGCGGCCCCUGCCAUCUCUUACCGGGCCCCUGCGAUCUCCUACGCGGCCCCUGCGAUCUCCUAUGCGGCCCCUGCCAUCGCUACUAAAGCUUUCGCCGCUCCCAUCUCCUACGCCGCCCCUGCCAUCGCUGCCCCAGCUUUUCCCUACCCUUAUGGGUUCGCCAAAUUCGGAGCUGGUAAAUUUAUCUUCUAAUGUUCCUGGUCAAAAAUACUAUUAUGUAAAUUGAAUUGAGUCGUUUGUAAAUAAAAUGUUUAUGGAAUUUGAC
Messenger RNA from Helicoverpa zea (corn earworm), 573 nucleotides. RefSeq names its product larval/pupal rigid cuticle protein 66-like. The record is from RefSeq and is a predicted model, not a curated record. Gene Ontology annotation, cellular component: extracellular matrix. The transcript is spliced from 2 exons. NCBI's taxonomy places the organism in Eukaryota, Metazoa, Arthropoda, Insecta, Lepidoptera, Noctuidae. Bases 33 to 500 code for a protein of 155 amino acids.